Bactrocera oleae (olive fruit fly) is the source of this 2214-nucleotide messenger RNA. The record is from RefSeq and is a predicted model, not a curated record. Lineage: Eukaryota; Metazoa; Arthropoda; Insecta; Diptera; Tephritidae.
ACAAUUAACAAAUUGUAGACAUCUCUAAUGUUUAAAUUUGAUAUACACUCAAUUUGUCGCACUGACCAUUGGUUUUAGUAAAAAAAAUUUGUUUCGAUUUUCUGCACCAAAUUUUAUUUAGACGAGAGCAACCUUGUAAUUUUGGCAGAGAUUUACAAAGAGCACACCUGCCUCUGGAAUGAAACGGACAUCACAUAUAGAUUUAAAAAUAGGCGCGAGGAAGCUAUGCGAUUUGUAUGCGAAAAUUUUAAUAACGAAACUGGUUUAAAUAUGACGCAAAUUGAUCUAGAGAAGCAAGUUAUGAGACUGCGAAAAUUGUGUUCUUUCGAAAAGAACCGAAAACUAAUAGCCAAAAGAAAAAAGUUGAAAUAUCAAGCAAAAUUUGCAUAUUCCGAACAUCUUGAGUUUCUCGAAAAGGAUGUUGGACCUUUCGAAUGCUCGAUAUGUAAAAAAGUAAUACGUGGUCCUGAUGCCUUUAAAGUACAUUUUGCCGCACAUGAUGGCUCGUUACCAUUUAAAUGUGACAUCUGCGGGCAUGGGUUUCAGCUGGCGUGUAAUUUAGCAGUACACUUACGUAGACAUGUACAUGACUACACUUUCAGUUGUGGAGUAUGCAACAAACCCUGCGCCACGUCCACGGAAGUGAAGAUUCAUAUGCGUUCCCACACCGAUGAGAAGCCAUUCGUUUGCGAUUUUUGUGGGUACAGAACACGAACAUCUUCACAUCUUUUAACACAUACACUGCGACAUCAGAAACGACCUCGUCACAAGUGUAAAUUAUGUCCUAAAACCUUUUACGAAACUGGUUCUUUAUACGAACACAUGAGUAUUCACCGGAAUAUCAGAGAUAAAAUAUGCGAGAUAUGCGAUAAAGGUUUUACUACCAAUAAACAAUUACGCCAGCAUCAGCUCAUCCACAACGCCGAGAAAAAGUACUCAUGCAAAAUCUGUGAAAAGCGUUUUGCGCAAUAUGCAGGUCUCAGUGGGCAUAUGAAAACGCACGGAAACGUAAAUUCGAAGUAAAAUAUAUUGAUAGCUUGAAAUAAAUAAGAAAUAAAACAAAAAAUAAGUCUUCAAUUAGGUGAGUGGUUGAGAGUCCAAUAAACCAGAAAAUGACUUAUGUCAUUUAAUUAUUCAUCGAAUGUUCUAACAUAACCAAAUACCAUAUUAAAUGAAAUGCUCUCUUGAUUCAAAUAACUUAAAGGUGAUAGUCAAGUUAAAAACAAAUGAGAAAAUAUUUCCUAGAGGGGAAAUAGCAUUGUUAAUGUGCUAUUUUAAUUAUUGAUAAUAUCUUCAUUCGAUGACGUGAUAUAUUUUUACUCCUUAAAAUUUCCAUUUCUAUUCUACAAUGUAAACAAAUAAAGUUUACUUAACUUUUACGUUUUUUGUAAGUGAAAGCAAAUUCAUUAAUUAUAUGCAUUUUCUGCUGAAAAUUAAGUUUAGAAAAUAUGAAUUACGAAUAUUUUAAAAGAGAAAUUUAUUUUUAAUAACAAAACUUUGCAGGAGGUAAAUAAAAUGUUUUUUCUUUUUUUUUUUUUAGUAUUUAAAAAUAUAUACACUUCAAAUCACGUUCUUUGUUAAGUAAUUAUACCCUGAACAGGGUAUAUUUAGUUUGCCACGAAACACCCAGAAGGAAACCUAUAAAAUAUAUACAUAAAUGAUCAGCAUGAUGAGCUGAGUUGAUUUAGCCAUGUCCGUCUCUCCGUCCGUUUGUAUAUAUGCAAAUUAGUCCCUCAAUUAUUAAGCUAUCGUCCUGAAAUUUUGCACCUGUUCUUUCCUCACUAAGAAACUGACCACUAUAGCGUAUAGCUGCCAUACAAAUUGAACGAUCGGAAUCAAGUUCUUAUAAGGAGCCUUUGUAUUUGUGAAGGGUAUUAAUAGCUUCGGUGCAACCCAAAUAUUUUAAAAAUGUAAGCAGUAAUGAGCUCAGUGUAAUUUAUUUUUUUGUUGAUAAUUUUGUUUACGAGUACAUUUGGAUAAUAUCCUCUCUUUGAAAGUAAGAUGCAUAUUAUUUUCAUGGAUAAUUAUUACUAUAUUUCGUUUAAAUUUUGAGAAAAAAAUAAUGAAUUGAUAUGUACAACUAUUUGAUAAUACUUUAAUUUUGUCGAAAGUAGGCGUAACAAAUCCUUCACUAAUACACAAUGGCUUACAGCCAAAAUGAUGCAGUAAUGAAUGAUAAAGUGCUACGUAAAACUUAUAUUCAUUAAAACAAAA